AUGGGUUGGGGGAACUGGUUCGGGCUGAAGAAAAAGAUUCGCAGCAUCAAGUCGCUGCGCUCGCACACGGCCCGCGCCGUCGUCCCGGACGACCAGAAGAUCCAGUACUACAUCUACGGGAUCACCGACGACGAGCUGGAGCUGUACAACGCCGAGCACUGCAAGGAGAACGUCGUCACGAAAGAUGUUCCCCAAAUGAUCGGCAGGGUGCCGCUGCUCGACAUCGACAAGUUUUUUGAUGAAACCUACGAAAACAUGGAGGGCUUCGAGUGGCUGAGGUCGUUCGACACGUCGAAGGAGAAGAGCGACGAUGGCACGCCGCGCAUCAUCGCCGUCUGGGACUCAUUUACGAUCCGCCACGAGCCGGUCGUCGAGGACAAUGGCGGGCUGAAGUCGGCGCGCGACAACACCGAGUACACGAAAGACGAUCCGGACGAGAGUCAGGAUAAGAAAGAAGCCAAGAAAACGGUGGACCGCCGCCCGACGGCCGAGCUGGGCGAGGAGACGGCGAACAGCGACCGGAAGGAGCAGGGCCCGGCCGCCGAACGCCCUACCAAGCAUUCGGGCCGCGAGGGCAACUCGAAGGUCGAGAACAAGAGCCGCCAGUCCCACUCGAAGCCCAAGGAGAAGCCCGAGAAGCAGCCUAGGUCGGAUCCGGGAAAGCAGCCACGAUCGGACCCGCAAAAUGAGGGCAAAGUCAAGGCCAACGCGCACCGCAGCGGCAAGACGCAGAACACGCAGAGGACGAUGAAGUCGCCGAAGACGAGGAAUGAGGAAGAAAACUACCACGAUGGGCCGGCACCGACGCAGGAGGAGGGCGGCGAUGAGGAGCCGCCAUCUGACAAGCCGAGCGGAAAA
Molecule: messenger RNA, 858 nt
Organism: Mesorhabditis spiculigera
Lineage: Eukaryota; Metazoa; Nematoda; Chromadorea; Rhabditida; Rhabditidae
Source: the annotation of a GenBank genome assembly